This is a messenger RNA of Pungitius pungitius (ninespine stickleback), 2509 nucleotides long. It is a transcript of the gene usp12a, whose product is annotated as ubiquitin specific peptidase 12a. Gene Ontology annotation, biological process: protein deubiquitination. The transcript has 9 exons. The coding region runs from base 588 to 1706 and encodes 372 amino acids. Lineage: Eukaryota; Metazoa; Chordata; Actinopteri; Perciformes; Gasterosteidae. The record is from RefSeq and is a predicted model, not a curated record. Gene Ontology annotation, molecular function: cysteine-type deubiquitinase activity. Gene Ontology annotation, cellular component: nucleus; cytosol.
UGAAGCUCUGCCAAGGGAGUAAAAAGGGGUUAGAAGAUCUGGAGUCAGCUUAAUUUACGAACUACGACAUAACAUCUUACGCCGUUUUAGUAUGUAAACUGAUCUGUGACACGAUACUGUCUAUGGUUAUGAUCCGUGAUUUAAUUUAGUGUUUUCCCCAGUCUACUAAAUAUUAAGAAAGGUUUAAAUAUACCCAGGCGGAAAAUACAAUCGUUGUUUGAAAAAAAAGAAGGAAAGGUAUUUUUUCAAUGCUUUUUAUCACGCGCAUGCGCAGAUCUUCCGCCUGGCUAAGCGUUAUGAUUUUAAGUCUUCAAGGGUUUGGAGAUUAUUUAACUAAUUGCUUUUUUUUAUGAUUCUGAGGGGAAUUCAUUUGUGGCGUCCUAUACCACAAAACAAGGCCAACGUCUGUGUAGUUUGCUGACCGUGAUCAAGCGAACACGGAAACCACCAGCGGGCAAUGCUCUUGUUUUCUCCAGCGCUUGAACCGUUGUGGUCGCGAGCGCAGCAGUACUGCCUGCCUUGCCCUCACGAGGGAACCAGCCCAGUCUCGCCAGCGCACAACGGCGGUCGAAGAUGGCGCUAGUCGAAUGGAAAUCCUAAUGACAGUCUCCAAAUUUGCCUCUUUUUGUACCAUGGGCGCCAAUGCCUCUGCUCUGGAGAAAGAGAUUGGAUCUGAGCAGUUUCCGGUCAAUGAGCACUACUUUGGCCUAGUCAAUUUUGGAAACACCUGCUACUGCAACUCGGUGCUGCAGGCUCUCUACUUCUGCCGACCGUUUCGGGAGAAGAUCUUGGCGUACCGCAGUCAGCCUCGGCGGAAAGAGAACCUGCUCACCUGCCUGGCCGACCUGUUCCACAGUAUUGCCAACCAAAAGAGGAAAGUGGGCGUGAUUCCACCCAAGAAGUUCAUCACACGGCUUCGUAAAGAGAAUGAGCUGUUUGACAAUUACAUGCAGCAGGAUGCCCAUGAAUUCCUGAACUACCUGCUCAACACCAUCGCAGAUUUGCUUCAGGAGGAGAGAAAGCAGGACAAGACCAACGGCCGCCUUGCCAAUGGCACACUGGACUCUCAGAACAACAACAGCAAUGCCACGCCCGCUCCAACCUGGGUCCAUGAGAUCUUUCAAGGCACUCUUACCAACGAGACGCGCUGCCUCACCUGUGAAACGAUAAGCAGCAAAGAUGAGGAUUUUCUGGACCUUUCUGUGGAUGUAGAACAGAAUACCUCCAUCACGCACUGCCUCAGAGGCUUCAGUAACACGGAGACACUGUGCAGCGAGUACAAAUACUACUGUGAAGAAUGUAGAAGCAAGCAGGAGGCACACAAGAGGAUGCGUGUUAAGAAGCUGCCAAUGAUCUUGGCGUUGCACCUGAAGCGCUUCAAGUACAUGGAGCAGCUGCAGCGCUACACCAAGCUGUCCUAUCGGGUCGUCUUCCCCCUGGAGCUCCGCCUCUUCAACACCUCUGGGGACGCCACCAAUCCGGAGAGGCUGUACGACCUGGUGGCUGUGGUGGUGCAUUGUGGGAGUGGGCCAAACAGGGGUCACUACAUUGCCAUCGUGAAAAGUCAUGACUUCUGGUUGCUGUUUGACGAUGAUAUUGUUGAGAAAAUCGACGCGCAGGCCAUAGAAGAAUUCUACGGCCUCACUUCUGAAAUCUCCAAGAACUCCGAGUCCGGCUACAUCCUCUUCUACCAGUCCAGAGACUGAACGUGGAGCCCGCGUUUCAGCCACAGAAACCGGAGGAGAUGCUCCGUUCCCUCCCCGGUGAGGAGCAGCGGCCUGUCGACGCGCCACAGCAGCCCGCCUGGUGCCACACCUGCCCGCGCAGCUGUAUUUAAUUAUUGUGCUUUUUACGUGCUCAGCCGUGAAAGUUCCUCUUCCGUGCCGGCCGAUCCUCCCGCCCAAAACCCAUGUACCCCCCCCCCCCCCCCCACUUCACUCUGGCCUGGACGCUGCUGCCUGGACAACGAGACGACAAUGAAUGCAAAGUGUGUCGAGAUUGUUUUUAAGAAAAAGACGCUGAAUGAGGAUUGUACAGAUAAUUGGUCGGUCAAAUGAGUGGCAUAUUUAGAUUUUUCCUUGGGUGAGGGGUUGAACGGGUAUUUAAUAAUUCAUAAGACGUUACAUCGGCAUGGUGUGUCCAACCCCCCCCCCCCCCCCCCCCCCCUGCCCCCUUCCCACCCUCACCUUUAGUCUGCACUGGGGUUUACCGACAGUGGGUCAUCUUUGUGAUGCAGAUGUGAUAUGGGGGAGGGCCGAGUCUCCCGCUUGUGGGACACACUGGCUUGUGUAUUUCUACAGUGUACAGAAUGGUAUUUGUAUAAAUAUAACAAGAAGAUAUUAUCAUUGGAAAUUGUUAGACCUUGAGAAGAUGUAUUAACACUAUGGUGCACUUUUGAUACCGUUUUGUAGGUGUUGGCAAGUUUAUUGUGAGGGUUUGCUUGAAAAGGCCUGUUGUAAAGCGAUUAUUUUCUGUUUUAAAGAAAACGAAAUAAAGCCAGUAAGAUUGA